AUGGUUGAUUUGAUAAGUAGUCUCCCAGACGAAAUCAUUUGUUAUGUUCUUUCUUUUCUUCCAUCCCAACAAGUUGUUGCAACCAGUGUUCUCUCCAAGCGUUGGAAUCUUCUGUGGCGUUCUGUUCCUUCUUUAGAUUUUGACACGGAUAUUGAAGAUUUUGGGCAUCUCAAUCACCAAAAGAUUUCCAAUGCGGUUUAUAGCUCGGUGUACUCUUUCUUGGUUGGUCGUGGAGAUAAACCCUUCUAUAGAAUUCGUCUCAGAUGUUACCCUUCCAUUGAUAUUACUGAGAGUAUCAAGACACAGAUUCGAACUGCAGUGAGUGGAAGUGAUAAAGUUGAAAUCCUCGACCUCAAGUGUGAUUGGGACAUUGUCAUUCCAUCUAUGGUGUUUAGCUUUAAAACUCUUGUAGAACUCAAGUUAGAAGACAUAACAAUUGAAGAUAUGUCCUUUGUUGAUUUGCCUUUGCUUAAGAUCUUGCAUCUAAAAUGUAUUAUUUCUCCCAUAGAAAUUGAUGUUUCACAGCUUCUUACUGGGUGUCCUAAUCUUGAGGUUUUAGAAGUCUUCGAAGUGUGGCAUUUGGAUUGUGAAACUAAAAGAAAGUUUAUCAGAUUGCCCAAGUUGGUUAGAGUCAGCAUUGAUGAACCUUUACUUCCAUUGGAAAUAUUUAAGGAUGUUGAAGUUUUGAAAUUCUAUUAUGUAAUGCAUAUAUUUCAACCAAACCUGUACUUAAAUUUUGACUUUCGCAAUUUAGUUCAACUUCAAUUGAAAGUGAUCCUGGAGUGGGUUUUGGUCUUGGAAGUGCUCAAUCAUUGUCCCAAGCUUCAAAGUCUUGUCAUUUGGAUUCAUAAGGUUUAA
Molecule: messenger RNA, 858 nt
Organism: Vigna radiata var. radiata (mung bean)
Lineage: Eukaryota; Viridiplantae; Streptophyta; Magnoliopsida; Fabales; Fabaceae
Product: F-box/LRR-repeat protein At4g14096-like
Exons: 2
Coding region: 1-858 (285 amino acids)
Molecular function (GO): protein binding
Source: RefSeq, a predicted model, not a curated record